This is a messenger RNA of Gracilinanus agilis (Agile Gracile Mouse Opossum), 1367 nucleotides long. RefSeq names its product FKBP prolyl isomerase like (gene FKBPL). NCBI's taxonomy places the organism in Eukaryota, Metazoa, Chordata, Mammalia, Didelphimorphia, Didelphidae. Gene Ontology annotation, molecular function: protein binding. The record is from RefSeq and is a predicted model, not a curated record. The transcript has a single exon. The coding region runs from base 169 to 1341 and encodes 390 amino acids.
UGUCAUCGUAAAGAAUUCUGGGACUUGUAGUUCCAAGCUGUCCGAGGCUGGAUCGGGAGGUGGAAGCCUGCUUAUUUCAGAGGAGCAGGACCUAGUACAAACUAGAGAGUUUGAGGAAAAGAUUCCUAUGGCCCAGAAGGAGGAAUAAGACGCAUUCUGAAUUCAUUCAUGAAUCUUUCUGAUUAUCUUUUUAGGUGCGGACCUGAGACCGUACCCGUAAAGGGUACCUCUCAAUCUCCCAACCUGGAAUCCUCACCCAAGAUGGAGAGGACUAGCCAGGACUCAGUGAAGAUGUCCCCUGAAGGUUCGAUAGGAGAGAAGGACAUCCCCCCACACCAGGAAGCUCAGCAGGGGCUUGAAAACACCAAGGAAGAAUAUGGGGUAGUAAGGCCCAGGAGUCAGGAUUCUGGAGCCCUGACUGCUGAAGCCCUUGGUGUUGGAGCAGACCCAGAUGCACAGAUUCCUCAAACAGAGGAUCUUCAAGAGUUUGACAGAGGUCCUGCUGGGAUGAGAGGAGAUCCUUUGGAGCCUUGUCGAUCUACCAGUGAGAUGGCAGAGCCUCACCAGUCCCCUAUCCUCUGGCACUGCCCUGAUGGAAGCUUUGUCAAGAGGAUCAUGGUCCAGGGCCAGGGCUUGGACAAACCCAAGGGGGGCUCCCAAUGCCAAGUUCUAGUAUCUGGGCUUCCCCCUGGAGUGGGUCUGCCAGAAGGCUGGACAGAACUAACUAUGGGUUCAGGGCCAUGGAGAGACAGUCCCUGGGGAGAGAUAUUGGAGAAAUGCCUGGAAACCAUGUGUUCAGGUGAACAGGCAGAGCUCAUGCUUCCAGGUGGAGCUGAGCCCCCUGCCUUGAUCACCCUGGCCUCUUUCACCCUGGGCAAGGACUCUUGGGAAUUGACAGUCAGGGAGAAAGAAGAGCUAGCCUCAGAGGAGCGAGUUAGGGGCACAGAAUUAUUCAGAGCUGGGAACCCUGAGGCAGCUGCUAGGUGCUAUGGUCGAGCUCUACGGCUGCUGCUGACUCUUCCACCACCUGGCCCUCCAGAAAGAAUCAUUCUUCAUGCCAAUCUAGCUGCCUGCCAGCUGCAGCUAGGGCAGCCUACCUUGGCAGCUCAGAGCUGUGACCGAGUACUAGAACGAGACCCAAGACAUGUGAAGGCACUAUACCGAAGGGGAGUGGCUCGGGCUGCCUUUGGGGAAUUGGAUGGAGCUGCUGCUGAUCUACGGAGAGUCCUAGAAUUGGAACCAGGAAACCGAGCUGCCAGAGAGGAAUUGGGGAGGGUAGUGAUCAGGGGGAGAGAACAGGAUGCAGGGCUGGCUCGGGGUCUUCGAAAGAUGUUUAGUUAAUUAAAAAAUCAAAACUUAAAAGAGAG